GUCAUAUUCAUGCUUUAGCAGGAGGAUGUGUGUACGCAUGUGGCUCUCGGUACAUGAGUUUAAUGAAAUUCUGCGAUAAAAACUUAACAUAUCAGCGUUAAUGAAUUAAAGAUGUCUGUGUUUAUGGAUUUAAACAUCAUCAGUAGUCACGAUAAGAACAAACUCACAAGCAUAAUAGAAACCGCUGCUCACCUUGGAUACUCAACAGUGGCAAUAAACUAUGUUAUUGAACCACAAAAGAAGAAACAGGAAAUUCCUAAACCACAGAGUGUAUCAGACAUAUUUGAGAAAUUUCCUAUGGUACAGGGCAAAUCAACACCCAUCAAAGUAUUAAAUCGCUUGACCAUUGUGGCAUCUGAUGCAUCUCAUUUUAGGCCCACAAAUGAAUACAAACUCUUUGACCUUGUGGCUGUGUACCCUAAGACAGAAAAACUUUUUCACGCAGCCUGCAUGACUUUUGAUGUUGACAUCAUCUGCAUUGCAGUAGGUGAAAGGCAGCCCUUCCAUUUUAAAAGAGCUCCAGUUAACGGGGCGAUUGACAGGGGAGUGUUCUUUGACAUAAGUUAUACAGCAGCCAUCAGAGACUCUAGCAUGAGGAGAUAUACCAUUGCUAAUGCCACCUGCCUUAUGGAAGUCUGCAAAGGCAAAAAUAUCAUCAUAUCCAGUGGAGCUGAGAAGUCUCUUGAGAUGAGAGGGCCAUACGACAUUGCCAAUUUAGGGCUUGUGUUUGGCCUGUCUGAGGGAGACGCGAAAGCUGCAGUUUCUACUAACUGCAGAUCUGUCUUGUUGCAUGGAGAGACGAGAGCAACUGCAUCUGGUGUUGUUUACACCAUGAAGAAACCACACACUCUCGAGGAGCAAAUAGAGGACAAACCGGCAUCUAAAAAGGCCAAAACAGAAACAGCAUAGCCAGCAGAGGGCGUUUUUGAAUAUACAUAAGCAUUUUUUCAUCUAAGAUUUUUUUUUCACUUUAUUGCAAUCAUCUUAAAAUAGACAUAUAAUAAACAUAGGGUAACAUUCCUGAUUUAUCUUGCCAACUUGUAAAAUGAUUGCAAGCAAAAUGUACAGAUGAAUUAAACAAAAUACAAAAUUA
Triplophysa dalaica is the source of this 1093-nucleotide messenger RNA. It is a transcript of the gene rpp30, whose product is annotated as ribonuclease P/MRP 30 subunit. The record is from RefSeq and is a predicted model, not a curated record. NCBI's taxonomy places the organism in Eukaryota, Metazoa, Chordata, Actinopteri, Cypriniformes, Nemacheilidae. Gene Ontology annotation, molecular function: structural constituent of ribosome; RNA binding. The transcript is spliced from 11 exons. Gene Ontology annotation, cellular component: nucleolar ribonuclease P complex; ribosome. The coding region runs from base 112 to 909 and encodes 265 amino acids. Gene Ontology annotation, biological process: tRNA processing; translation.